Messenger RNA from Vespa mandarinia (Asian giant hornet), 1489 nucleotides. Its product is annotated as gamma-soluble NSF attachment protein-like. Gene Ontology annotation, biological process: intracellular protein transport. The record is from RefSeq and is a predicted model, not a curated record. Gene Ontology annotation, cellular component: SNARE complex; vacuolar membrane. Lineage: Eukaryota; Metazoa; Arthropoda; Insecta; Hymenoptera; Vespidae. Gene Ontology annotation, molecular function: syntaxin binding; soluble NSF attachment protein activity.
UAACAAAUAUAUUGAGUACGAAAAAAUCUUGUUUUACAUUUGUUCUAACUAAAAAAUAUCAAUUUUAAGGAAUUAAAAAAGUGCACAGUACCUUGACAAGAAGUACCUGUCACAAGUAAUAUCGGAAUCGAACACUGUUUUAUUCCUUAACAAAAGGAAUUGUCGAAGUGAAGAUUAAUUAUCAACUGACAUCAUUUGGAGAAAAAUGUCAAAGAUCGAAGAAGGCAAUGCUCACAUACGGCAAGCCGAGAAAAGCUUAAAAACUUCUUUAUUAAAAUGGAAGCCCGAUUUCGAUUUUGCUGCUGAUGAAUAUACACAUGCAGCUACUUGUUUCCGAAUUGCCAAAUCAUAUCAACAAUGUAGAGAGUGCUUGAUGAAAGCUUCUGAUUGUUACAAACAAAAUAGAGCAUGGUUUCAUGCAGCAAAGAGUAUAGAACAAACUUUAGUAAUUUGCAAAGAAAUGGGCAAUCUUUCAGAAGUACCAAAACUUGCACACAAUUCUUGUUCUUUAUAUCAACAACAUGGUUCACCUGAAUCAGGUGCUACAGUACUUGAUAAGGCAGGAAAAAUGGUAGAAUCCACACAGCCAGAACAAGCUUUAGAAUUGUUUAAGCGUGCAGCAGAUAUUUUGAUGGGUGAAGAUAGUCCAAGACAAGCAGCAGAAUAUAUGAGCAAGGUAGGAAGGCUUUUAGUAAAACUUCAAAUGUAUGAUCAAGCUGCAGAUGCCAUUCGCAGAGAAAUAGGAAUGCAUCAACAAAUAGAUCAUAUACCAUCAGUAGGCCGUCUAGCAGUAGCGUUAGUAUUAGUACAAUUAGCACGUGGUGAUCAAGUUGCAGCAGAAAAGGCAUUUAAAGAAUGGGGCAAUUAUUGUGAUGCACCUGAGGUUCAAACUUUGGAAAUGCUUUUACAAGCAUAUGAUAAUGAAGAUGCAGAUGCAGCUAGAUCUGCUCUAAACAGUCCUUUUAUUAAACACAUGGAUGUUGAAUAUGCAAAACUUGCUCGAGGUUUACCUCUACCACAACAAGUAUAUGCUGUACCACCUGUAGGUAUUAGAGCAAAUGCAGCAGAAUCAUAUGUAUCACCUAAUGCUAACAAAUUAACUGGACAAGCUACAAUUGAAGCUGAAGUCAAUUCUAAAGAUGAUAUUGCUGCUACUGUUGCUGCUGCUGCUGCUGCUGGUGCUGCUGCUGCUACUGCUGCUGCUGCUGGUGCUACUGCUGCUGCAGCUGCUACUACUGUUUCUGUAUCUAGUGAUACAAUGGAACAAAUACCAGAUAAAGUGGAAGAUGAAAUAUCUAAUACAACUCUACACAAUUUGGAUACUAAUGAAGAUUCCGAUGAUUAUGAGGGUGGAUUGUGUUGAUUGCCUUCCUUAUAAAAUACACAAUUCUUAUUUAGAAUUCCAUAUAUAUAGAAUCUAAUUUCAAGUAUUAUUUCUUACAUUAUUCCACUUAAAUAAUAUACAAUGUUAAAGAGGAUAUACGCAGGA